Molecule: messenger RNA, 3307 nt
Organism: Salarias fasciatus (jewelled blenny)
Lineage: Eukaryota; Metazoa; Chordata; Actinopteri; Blenniiformes; Blenniidae
Product: vegetative cell wall protein gp1-like
Exons: 10
Coding region: 1109-3061 (650 amino acids)
Biological process (GO): negative regulation of DNA-templated transcription
Cellular component (GO): nucleus
Molecular function (GO): metal ion binding; RNA binding
Source: RefSeq, a predicted model, not a curated record
AGACUGGGACUGGGGGAAGAGGCAGAAAGAGGAAAGCCGGUGGAGAACAGCACCAUCAGAGGGAAGCAGGUGGAGAACAGCACCAUCAGAGGGAAGCCGGUGGAGAACAGCACCAUCAGAGGGAAGCAGGCGGAGAACAGCACCAUCAGAGGGAAGUAGGUGGAGAACAGCACCACCAGAGGGAAGCCGGUGGAGAACAGCACCACCAGAGGGAAGCAGGCGGAGAACAGCACCAUCAGAGGGAAGCAGGUGGAGAACAGCACCAUCAGAGGGAAGCAGGCGGAGAACAGCACCAUCAGAGGGAAGCAGGUGGAGAACAGCACCAUCAGAGGGAAGCAGGCGGAGAACAGCACCAUCAGAGGGAAGCAGGUGGAGAACAGCACCAUCAGAGGGAAGCAGGUGGAGAACAGCACCAUCAGAGGGAAGCAGGUGGAGAACAGCACCAUCAGAGGGAAGCCGGUGGAGAACAGCACCAUCAGAGGGAAGCAGGUGGAGAACAGCACCAUCAGAGGGAAGCAGGUGGAGAACAGCACCAUCAGAGGGAAGCAGGCGGAGAACAGCACCAUCAGAGGGAAGCAGGUGGAGAACAGCACCAUCAGAGGGAAGCAGGCGGAGAACAGCACCAUCAGAGGGAAGCAGGUGGAGAACAGCACCAUCAGAGGGAAGCAGGUGGAGAACAGCACCAUCAGAGGGAAGCAGGUGGAGAACAGCACCAUCAGAGGGAAGCAGGCGGAGAACAGCACCAUCAGAGGGAGCAGGCGGAGAACAGCACCAUCAGAGGGAAGCAGGUGGAGAACAGCACCAUCAGAGGGAAGCAGGUGGAGAACAGCACCAUCAGAGGGAAGCAGGUGGAGAACAGCACCAUCAGAGGGAAGCAGGUGGAGAACAGCACCACCAGAAGAAGCCGAGUCGUCGUCUCCAGACUAACGCGCCUCACAAACGCUUCAGAUACGAUGAGGACAGGAGGCGCCGCCAGCCGGCCGCUGGGCCGGACCAGCAGCAGCGGCAGCGUCCACACCGGCCGCGUGGGAGAGGAGCGUCCGGGACCGGAGGACGUGGACGGAGACGUGAAGACGCCAGGACAGACCCUGCGGUCAGAACCAGGUUCAUGUCUCCGGAGUUCAAGGAGCAGAACGCCGUGCAGCUGGACGGACGCCUGCUGUGCAGACACUUCCUGCUGGGCCGCUGUGUGAAGGGCGAGGACUGCCAGCUGGAGCACGUCCAGGGCCGGAACGACCUCCUCCAGGACUGCUGCAAGUUCUACGUCCAGGGCUUCUGCAUGAAGGGGGACGCCUGUCCGUUCAUGCACCAGUCGGUUCCCUGCAAGUUUUUCCACAGAAAAGGAAAGUGUUCCCAGGGAUCCAGCUGCAGGUUCUCCCACCAACCGCUGACGGAGCUGACGGAGAAGGUGCUGGACACGCUACUGAAACGGGAGGAGCAGCAGCUUGAGCUGGCUCGGACGAAGGACGCUUCAGGACCGCCCGAGGAGCUGAAGCCCGCAGAGCCGGAGCCCGUGGUAGAGACCUGUCUCCAGCCUGUCCGGCCGAGCUUCUACAACUCUGAAAGACAUGCUGAAACUCCAGACAAGGCAGAUAUGAAGGAGGCAGAGCCUCCUCUUCCUCCUCUUCCUCCUCCUCCUCCUCCUCCUCCUCUUCCUCCUCCUCCUCCCGUCAGUACAGCAGUGUGUUACUCCGUGGAGGCUGUGCUCGGACCUCAGCUCUCCAGACCCUUUCCUCCUUUAUUUACAGCUUCUACAAAUCAGGGAUCUACUUCCUGGUCUUGUGAAGCUCCGCCCUCCUCUGUGAACCGAGGUGAAGCUCCGCCCCCUGAUGCAGCACGCCCAGCUCCACUCUUCAAACCGCUUCCUCCUUUCUUCGCAUCCUCUGACACUACUCCACCCUCGGUGACGGGCGUUGGAGCUCCACCCUACUCUGCGAAGCGCGGUGAAGCUCCGCCCUCCUCGGUGAAGCGUGGUGAAGCUCCGCCCUCCUCGAUGAGGCGUGGUGAUGCUCCGCCCUCCUCGGUGAAGCGUGGUGAAGCUCCGCCCUCCUCGGUGAAGCGUGGUGAAGCUCCGCCCUCCUCGGUGAAGUUGGGUGAAGCCCCGCCUCCUGACGUAGCGCUCCCAGCUCCGCUCUUCAAGCCGCUUCCUCCUUUCUUCACGUCCUCUGGCGCUCCUCCACCCCCGCUGAACUCCGUCACCUGGAAACCAGAGGAGAAAUCCUCCGUGUCCCAAACCACACCCCCUCCGCCCGCGACCUCUGACCUGUGUGACCCUGAAACGCUCCCUCUGGAUGUCGGUGUCUCCGGCGGUCCAGAGUCUGUCCGGGGACACGGCGGCGUCCCGUCGGCAGCUCCUCGUCCCCCGGCUGGACCCAGACUCCCCGUGAAGCCGGUCUGCAGAGACCCCCGUCCCCAGCCCUCCGGAGGGUCCAGCUGGAGCAGGACUCCGUCCCCCCACUGCUGGUCCUCACAGCCCAGACCGGGGAGACCGGCUCAGUCCUGCUCCGGGUCGUUCCUGGGACUCUUCAGAGCUCCUCUGCCGUCUGAAGACGGACUCCUUCACUCACCAGGCUCUCAGGACGGAGGACAGAGUCCAGGAAGACCAGCUCAGCCCCUCAGCGGGCCUGCAGGCUCCUCGGAGCUGCUGGAGGACCGCAUGUCCAGACCGGGUCCAGCUGCAGACCACCGGCCCUCCACCGGAGCUGCUGCAGGUUCGGUCCUGAAGACCUUGUUUGUGAGCCUGAGUCCCUUUGAGGAGGAAGCAGGAGGCCAGAGCGGCGUUCAGGUCCCCCACGGCGGCUCCCCGCCCGCCGGCAGGAGAGCAGCGGCAGGAAGGAGUCUCGGCGAUCCAGGAAAUGAAAGAAAGGAGCCGAGCGCAGCGUCUGGAAACCAGCCCCCUGAACCGGACCGGCCCGAGUCCUCCGGGCCCCUCAGCGGACGGGGCCUCCAGCGCGCACCACUUCCUGUCCGGACCGGAGGCCGGGAGGCGGAGCCAGCGCCGACGCCGCUCAAGAGCCUUUUCCAGGCGUUAGACACCUCCAUGUUCCACUCAGGACUUUAACCAUCCGAUCAACAGGUUUCAGAGUCCUCCUUCACCUGUUGGCGCCGUGAAAACAAACCCCUCCCCCAAGACCACCAGGACCAGCUGAGGACUGGCACACAUGCUUUUUUAUUAUAUAUAUUUUUUUAAAGUAAAUCAUGAACAGGCUGAUUAUAUGAAGCUGAGAACAGUUUUGAUGUGAAGAGGUGAAACUGCAUUCAGUGAUUCUCAUCAGAGCGAUGAAAUACAGCUUUUAUUAUGAAACUC